Messenger RNA from Branchiostoma belcheri (Belcher's lancelet), 1299 nucleotides. RefSeq names its product transmembrane protein 177-like. NCBI's taxonomy places the organism in Eukaryota, Metazoa, Chordata, Leptocardii, Amphioxiformes, Branchiostomatidae. The coding region runs from base 85 to 1014 and encodes 309 amino acids. The record is from RefSeq and is a predicted model, not a curated record. The transcript has 2 exons.
UAUGGCCCCAUACGUCACGGGGAAGCCGUCUGGAGGAAUUCCCUAGUACUGAGUACAGGAAAAGCGCGUCAGACGGGUAUCAAGAUGGCAUCUAGGCUGCAACUCCUGCAACAUUUCGUGACCAAGUAUCGGCACGUACUACUCGGUGCUUCUGCCGUGGGGGUGUUUGCCUUGAAACUGGCUCCACACAUCGCACCCCAAUGGUACUACCCAACAGUCUACCAGCUGUGGGACCAAGAUGGACCGGUCCAACUCCCACGGCAUCAUGGGAACCUUUUCCAGGAGGUUGCUGGGAAGUUUGGACUGAAGGAUGCUGGGAGAUUCAAGGUUUUCCCUCAGUACGGAUUCUACGAUCCGUUCAGUGCAGGUUUGUCAUGGCUGCCAGGUGGUGCUAUUUUGGGCGUACCCAGUUAUUUCCUGAACGCCACCUCAGAGGAUGUCCAGAACAAGCAAAUCACAGUUUCUGGAAAGCUGCUGGAUUUCGCGUCAGACGAAGGAAAGCAAUUCUGCAACUCUCUCGUCUUCAGUGACUCUGCACUAAAGUUUGCAAUAGGAAGAGAACUUGCUCUUGUCAAGAGUAACGCUGCCCUGUACCAAGCUACCCUUCCACCAGUCUGUCUUGCAGGAACGUACGCAGGUAUUCUGUACACAAAACAACUCCUUGGCCUGUUCCAGAUCCCCUUCCGUUUCAGGGUUGUGCUGAAUCUCUUAGGUGGGACGAUAGGGUUGGCAGUAUACCACCUACUCUCAGACACAAUGGAGCACUACUUCGACCACAAGGCAGACAAGAUGUGUGCCAAACUGGGCAGCGAGUACGCACAGGGAGGGAUAGAGUUUUACGACAAAUUGCUAGUGAGGAAUCAAGCUUUAAGGGUGCUGCUGGGUAGGGAAGGCCAGAAGUUGUACACACCGUAUGGGAACGUUCAACCCAAGAGCAUGUUCCACAUGAAACACCCACAGCUCACAGAAAGGAGGAGAAGGGUGGCAGAAAUAUAUUACUUUGAUUUUGCAUAGAAAUUGGUUGAUGAUGAUGACGGUUGAUUCUUGUGCUGUCAGCAUUCAUUUGACACAUGUUGACCACAUGUACUGCUGAGGCCUAGGAAAAUUACUGUCUAAAGGACCACCUAUUGGACAACCUGUGGACAAACAUUUCACCUGAUCUACUGAAGAAGAAAUUGCUUUCUGACUCAGAUAAAAAAUCUAUAGCCUUACCAGUGGUCGUAUGUUGUUGUAUGUUCCUGAUAAAAGUUGAUGGAUUAGCUCUGGAAAAGUGAAAUAAUUGCAAAAUUAAACAGUUGA